Messenger RNA from Triticum turgidum subsp. durum (durum wheat), 237 nucleotides. Lineage: Eukaryota; Viridiplantae; Streptophyta; Magnoliopsida; Poales; Poaceae. The record is from the annotation of a GenBank genome assembly.
AUGUCAUUUCACUCGAUUACCAUCCUGAUAGUUUUUUCUUCUUCUUUGUUGCAGUUUUCUGACAAUUUUGCUAUCCUGUUAUUCCACUAUGAUGGCCAUGUGACCGAAUGGGACGAAUUUGAGUGCUCAAAGCGAGCCAUCCAUAUCAGUGUCAGCAAACAAACUAAAUGGUGUGCUACUAUGCUGCAAUGUGCUGGCUAUUCCUCUGAUUGUAAUUUGGAAUCAAUCUUCUUCUAA